Messenger RNA from Miscanthus lutarioriparius, 504 nucleotides. The record is from the annotation of a GenBank genome assembly. NCBI's taxonomy places the organism in Eukaryota, Viridiplantae, Streptophyta, Magnoliopsida, Poales, Poaceae.
AUGCGGAGGAUGCUGCCCCCCGCCGGCGGCGGCUGCAGCGAGCCGUCGGUGCUCGACCUGCCGGAGCUGGCCAUCGAUUGCAUUCUCGAGAGGCUGCAGCCGGCGGAGCUGUGGAGCAUGGCCGCCGUCUGCCGUUCCAUGCGCGAGCGCUGCCGCGGCGACCAUCUCUGGGAGCGCCACAUGACCAGCAAGUGGGGCCGUGUCCUGGGCCUCGCCGCCAGGGACAAAUGGAGGACGCACCUGGCGUCCGUCAGCGAGUCCGGCGCAGCGAGCUCCGUCUCGGGCGGCGGCGGCGGCAAGCGCUGGAGGUGGCUUGCCGCGCUGUCCUGCGUUUGCCCGGUGGUGUCCUGGAUGCAGCCCAAAGCCGACGGUGGCAAGUCGUCCGCCCCCGUGCUAGAUGAUUCCAUCAUGUCGUGGUACCUGUCCAUGGAGAGCGGCAAGUUCUGGUUCCCGGCUCAGGGUCUACAACCGCGAGGUACCAUCUCACGUCUUGUCAUUUACUAG